CGUCUAAGCUGAAUCUCUCAACAUUGCUUUAAGGCUCCUCUCCCAAAGGUUGAUAUCAUCGCGAAAUGGCCACCUCAAUCGCAACAAUGGAAAAUCCAUCCGUCGUACUUUACGGCCCGGGUAAUGUCAAAAUUGAAGACAGACCUGUUGAGGAGCUAGGCCCGAGAGAUGUACUCGUCCGGAUCGCGUUCAUCGGAACAUGCGGGAGCGAUGUGCACUUCUGGAAACAUGGCGGCAUCACCAACAAGGUGGAUCCUCAAAGGGGCAUUGUCAUGGGCCACGAGGCAUCGGGGAUCAUCCAUUCUAUUGGCUCCGAGGUUACAUCCAUCUCUAUUGGGGAUCAUGUAGCAAUCGAGCCGGGUGUUCCAUGUAGAUACUGCAAGGCAUGCAAGAACGGAACAUACAAUCUCUGCCGCAAGAUGCGCUUUGCAGCUGCCCCUGCAACGGCUGGUGCGCCCGAUACUCCUGGCACCUUAUCGAAGUUCUGGAAGAUACCGGAGGAUUUUGUUCAUCGUCUUCCAGAUUCGAUUUCCCUCGAAGAAGCCGUACUUGUCGAGCCGCUAAGUGUGGCCAUCCAUGCUACAAAGCUUGCGGACAUUAGACCCGGAGAGACAGUGGUCAUUAUGGGUAGCGGCACCGUGGGUCUUCUUUGUGCGGCUGCGGCUCGAAACUUCGGUGCUCAAAGAAUUGCGCUCGUGGAUGUUCUGGAAAAGAAAUUGGUUUUUGCGAAGGGCUGGUUACCGGGCUGUGAGGUAUUCAAGGUCGAUACGAACGCGACUUCUGAGGCAAACGCUAAAGCUCUUCUGGGACAGUUGCGAUUGAAAGAUGAAGGUGUAGAUGCGGUCAUUGAAGCAUCCGGCGCCGCAUCCUCAAUUGCAACGGGAAUUCACAUCCUUCGCCUAGGUGGAAAGUUUGUCCAGACUGGACUUGGCCAACCGAAGGUUGAGUUCCCUAUCGUAGCACUGAGUGAGAAGGAACUGAUGGUAAGAGGUUGCUUCCGAUACGCCUCUGGAGAUUUCGAGUUGGCAGUCCACCUGCUUCAAGACGAGAAAGUCAAUGUGAAGAGUUUCAUAAGCUCCUUUGUGGACUUUGAAGACACUCCGCAGGCUUGGGAGAGAACUGCAAUAGGGGAGGGGAUCAAGAACCUUAUUAGAGGAGUACAAGACUGAAGAUGGUAUGAACAGGCAGCAUGGAUUGAUACUUUGGGGUGUAUAGAAAUAAACAUUGUGCAUAUUAAGAAGUAUCAUUCU
Molecule: messenger RNA, 1250 nt
Organism: Aaosphaeria arxii CBS 175.79
Lineage: Eukaryota; Fungi; Ascomycota; Dothideomycetes; Pleosporales
Product: GroES-like protein
Exons: 3
Coding region: 66-1169 (367 amino acids)
Biological process (GO): D-sorbitol catabolic process
Molecular function (GO): L-iditol 2-dehydrogenase (NAD+) activity; zinc ion binding
Source: RefSeq, a predicted model, not a curated record